AUGCGCGCGCGCAUGUGACAUCAUUGAUGGGAUUGGCUCGCCCUGACUGGAGUGGAGAGUCUCUUUCUACAGGCUGCACAGAGACGAGAGGAGAGGAGAGGAGAGUUUCCAUCCCCAUCCAGCAGCCACAGGAGCUCAGCGCAUCAGAGGACAUCUCCACAGGGGGACACCGUGGACACCCACAACAAAGUGUCCAAGUGAUGGAAGAAGAUAAGUUAUAGUUUUACAUGUUGAAGCAAGAUGAAGUUCGGAAAGAGCAUCUGCGUGCUGAACGUGGGAGGAACCCGGUACGCCUUCACCAGAGACGUGAUCAAGGAUUUCCCUCUCCGGCGCGUGAGCCGCCUGCAUGCCUGCGCGAGCGAGAAAGAGGCUCUAGAACUCUGCGACGACUACGACCGAGACCGGAACGAGUUCUUCUUCGACCGCCACGCGCAGGCGUUCGUCUUCAUCAUGCUGUACGUGCGCUCCGGUAAACUCCGGUUCGUGCCCGGAGUGUGCGAGCUGUCCUUCUACACUGAGAUGCUCUACUGGGGUUUGGAGAGCGUGCACUUGGACACGUGUUGCCAGAAGCGCCUGGACGACAGGAUAUCCGAGAUCGGACUGGAUGAUCUGUCCGAGGUGGACAUCAUCGUGGACGAGUCCCGGCAGAGCUCGGUGGUGGAGCCGGUGCACCAGAAUGCGCUCACCGGACGCGCCAAAUGGAUGGAGAAGACGCGCAUGACCUUCGAGGAGCCCAACUCGUCGCUUUUGGCGCAGCUUGUGGCGUCUGUGUCUGUGAUCUUUGUGCUGGUUUCCAUGAUCAUGCUGUGUGCGAGCACGCUGCCGGACUGGGACACUGCCAAGAGGAAUAUUGUGGAGGAGCACAAGAUAGUGGAGACAGUGUGUAUCGGCUGGUUCACUGCAGAGUGCAUGAUGCGCUUUCUGGUGGCCAGAAGCAAGUGGGAGUUCCUCCGCCGGCCGCUGAACAUCAUCGACGUGAUCGCCAUCACUCCUUACUACAUCACCAUGGCGUUGGCCCGGGCGGGGAUGCCGGGCGCCGGGCUCGGGGUCGCCGGGGUCAUACUGCGGGUGCUGAGGAUGUUGCGAGUGUUCUGGCUCAUGAAGCUGGCCAGGCACUUCCUGGGCCUGCAGACGCUGGGGCUGACGCUCACGCGCUGCUACCGGGAGAUGGUCAUGCUGAUGGUGUUUGUCUUCGUCGCCAUGGCGAUAUACAGCGCUUUGGCCCAGCUGCUGGAGCACGGCUUGGACUUGGGAGUGAAGAACCCGGAUUACGCCAGCAUCCCGGCGGCCGCCUGGUGGGUCAUCAUCUCCAUGACUACGGUGGGGUACGGGGACGUGUACCCCGUGACAGUUGGGGGACGGGUGCUCGGGGGGAUGUGCGUAGUGAGCGGCAUUGUUCUCUUGGCGCUGCCCAUCACGUUCAUCUACCACAGUUUUGUACAGUGCUACCAUGAACUCAAACUCCGCUCGGCCAGAUACGCACGCAGCCUGUCAGUGGAGAUGCUGAAGUGAACAUUUAUACCAAAACAUCUUUGGUCCUGCCUCAACAAACCAGUGGACCCGCUGAUCCCCCUGUGAUCAACUUUGUGCCUCGUUUCCUGCCUGAGCUGCACCUGAUUUUAUUUGGCCUGUCUAGUUCCUGCCUGUUGUGUUGAUGAUCUCCAAUCAUCGUCUUCAACCAGCAUGCUCUGCUCCCCGUCUCCUUAACAACACCACUUGGACAGAAGAACAGGAAUAAAUAAUUGAACACACACACAGGCGCAGUUAAUCCAGUUGCUGGUGCACGGCUUGGACUUGGGAGCAAAGAACCCAGAUUACAACAGCAUCCCAACGGACGCCUGGUGGGUCAUCAUCUCCAUGACUACAGUGGGGUACGGGGAUGUUUACCCUGUGACAAUUGGGGGACGGGUGCUCGGGCGGAUGUGUGUAGUGAGCAGCAUUGUUCUCUUGGCGCUGCCCAUCACGUUCAUCUACCACAGUUUUGUAGUGCUACCAUGAACUCAAACUCCGCUCGGCCAGUUACGCACGCAGCCUGUCAGUGGAGAUAGUGCAAUGAACAUUUAUACAACACAUCAGCGAGAAACUCAACAAACCCGCUGAUCCCCUUGUGAUCAAUUUGGUGCCUCGUUUCCUGCCUGAGCUGCACCUGAUUUUAUGUCCUGUUGCGUUGAUGAUCUCCAAUCAUCGUCUUCAACCAGCAUGCUCUGCUCCCCGCCUCCUUAACAACACCACUUGGACAGAAGGAACAGGAAUAAAUAAUCCAGUUUUGACGGCGGCUGCUGUUUACACUGUAUUCCCAUGGCUACAACAUUGGUAGAGACGACUGCUUUUUUUCCUGUACGUUGCAUCCAGUGCUGUGUGUUUGUUUGUCUGGCUUUUCACUUUGUCUAAGCUUUGCACCCAGAUGGCACAAGUUACACAAGAUCGAUGUGUGACCUACAUGCUUUCUGUCAAACCUGUGAAAUAUAGAAGUGAAGUGGGGAUGCACAAGGGGUGCACAGAGGGCUUAGUGUGAAGGAGUGGUUUUAAGCCAGGGAAAAUGAAAUAUGGAGAUGGGUCAGCGGACUAUAAGGUGGCAGACAAAUGAAGGUGUGACGGAUAUGACAGCGCAGAUGGAGCGUGAAAUGGUGGAUAAAAAGAUUCUGGGACGAGAGAUGACAGAAUGUGGAGCAAACCGUGAGCACAAAGAAUGAAUAGAAGGAGGCGAGAGUGCUUGCUUUCUCCAUUUGCGAGUGAAUGCGAGGCAUUUUGUGUUUCUGUGUCUCCAAGGCAACCCUCCAUCCUCCAACAUGUCAAUCAUAAUGGUUGAUUUUUGUGUGCACACAAAUAUAGGCCACAUCCACGCACACAACUCCUGGCUGGCACGCAGGCUUAGUGCGAUUAGAUGGGAAAAAUACAUCACAGGAUUCGUUGAAAUUUCCGGAAAAAAAAGAAAACGAGAGUGGAAAAAAACUCUGACAUUCAUGAUUCAGACAUGUUUGCACUGCCCGUCGUUUGCCAAGAUGAUAUGAUUUGUGGAAGAGACACAUGAUCCAAAACAAACAAGUCAACACCUCUCCCACACAACAGUCUUUCUCUGCAUCUCCUCUCCUCUUCCUCCUGUUGCCAUCAGCCGUCCUCGCUUUACACACACAUGCACACAUCAAGCUCUUCUGUUGCAAAAAUUAAAAAAUGAAUGAGUCUUAAUUAUCCGUCGGUCCUUGAAUUUAAAGUUUACAUUUGUUAUUUCCUCAUCAACUUUGCAGCCUUGUAUGAGUUUAGUACGUAUUGUAGACAGUACACAUCUCACUAUCGUUGUUGUGUUAUCAAUGUGCUUUUUAAGUAGUCACAAAAAUUAGAGAAUAUUUUACCACCUUGCCUACAACGCGUACUUUCCCAACAUAGCUCAUAGCCCAGUGGGUUUUGGCCAGGCCUGAAUGAAACCAUCAAUCAAAAACUUUUUCAUCAGUCGACUAUGAACUUAUAAUUAAUGUGAUUAAUGUAUGAGCUUUUAUAAUAAAAUGUCUCUGAGCAAAA
Messenger RNA from Sebastes umbrosus (honeycomb rockfish), 3516 nucleotides. RefSeq names its product potassium voltage-gated channel, subfamily G, member 3 (gene kcng3). Gene Ontology annotation, molecular function: protein binding; delayed rectifier potassium channel activity. The record is from RefSeq and is a predicted model, not a curated record. NCBI's taxonomy places the organism in Eukaryota, Metazoa, Chordata, Actinopteri, Perciformes, Sebastidae. The transcript has 2 exons. Gene Ontology annotation, biological process: protein homooligomerization; potassium ion transmembrane transport. Gene Ontology annotation, cellular component: membrane; voltage-gated potassium channel complex. The coding region runs from base 241 to 1512 and encodes 423 amino acids.